CCAUCCGCCAAGCCAACGCUGCGCGUUGGCCACACCUCCCGCCAUGGCGGGGUAUGGCUCUUCGGUGCCACCGGUGGAGGCCUUCCGCCGUCCACCGGAGGAAACGGUGCAAUGCACCCAUUUGGAUGCGGCGAUGGCCAAGGCCUCUUGCGCUAAGUUGGGGUACUUUCAUGAUCCGUACACCGACCAGCUGAUCCGCUCGCGCUCCACGCAUUCCUCGCCGCUGAUCCACCGCGGCUACUGGUCGCGCGUCGAGGCGAUCCGCUCCACCGUGCUGCGGUUCCUGCAGCGCGCGCCCGCAGGUGGAGUGCAGGUGGUCAACCUGGGUGCAGGCUUCGACACCUUGUACUUUUGGCUCCGGGAGGAUCCACAACGCUGGCGCGAGGACUUGGUCUACUUCGAGGUGGACUUCCCCGAAGUGCUCAGCAAGAAGAUCAGCGCCAUUAGCCGUCGGCAAAACCUGUGGCCUAUGUUGGACGUCACCUCUAUGGAGGAGCUCACGACCCGUAGCUCCACCGGCCUGCGAGAAAUCCGCACGAAGCACUGCCGCAUGGUCCAGGCAGACAUGCGCAUUACUUCGGAGCUCCAGCAAGCCAUGGACGUGGGUUUCCGUCCGGAUGUGCCGACCCUGUUCAUCGCGGAGUGUGUGCUGGUCUACAUGCAAUCCAUGCACGGCGACGGCAUCAUCGAUUGGGCCGCCAAAGCAACAACAGCACCCUCUGCUAUGGUCAUUUAUGAGCAAACGAAUCCGCAUGAUCGCUUUGGAAAGGUCAUGGUGAAGAACUUGGCGGAGCGCGGAUGCCCCUUGCUGUCGGUCUUCGAUUACCCGUCCAUGGAGGCUCAGAAGACACGGUUCCUGGAAAGAGGAUGGAGCAAAUGCUCAGUGGCGGAUAUGAACGAGAUCUACAGUCGGCACUUGGAUCAGUCCGAAGUGGAACGUAUUCAAAAGCUGGAGCUCAUGGAUGAAUUCGAAGAGUGGCACCUUAUUCAAGGGCACUACUUUGUUCUGGUGGCGAGCAAGGGCGAGGAUGGCUGGGUGCAGAGUGUAAGUCUCUUGGAGAAGGGUGUCGAGGAGAACUGAGGUGUCGUGGUCCUUUGAGGAGCUCUGGCUAUGGACUCCAUGGACUUGGUACUAAAGAAUUGUGCUGUGGGUUC
Molecule: messenger RNA, 1155 nt
Organism: Durusdinium trenchii
Lineage: Eukaryota; Dinophyceae; Suessiales; Symbiodiniaceae
Source: the annotation of a GenBank genome assembly